CCAUUCACCAGUUGUCGGUUUUCUAAUUGCGUUUUGACAUCCAAUAAAUCGGACGUAUAUACCGCAGACGCACUCCUAUUUCAUACGCAAGACUUAUACGACCUAUUCUGGUUCGUAAAAAUGAAGUCGUAUUAUAACCCUCUACCAAAAUACAGAACCAAGGAACAGUUGUGGAUUUUGAUCAACCAGGAGCCUCCUGUCCACAUAAUGAUUGACUAUUCUAGAUUUAACGGUUUAUUUAAUUGGACAGGAACGUAUCGUCAGGCGAGUGAAAUUCAUAUGCCAUACGGAAGAGUCAUUAAACGUACCAAUAAGGAUGUAGAGGUUGUUAAAAGAACGGGCGUUGUGUGGAUGGCCGGAAAUUGUUUUGACCAUGCGCGUAGACAACAGCUGAUACAAGAGCUGGAAAAAUACAUCCGCAUAGACAAAUUUGGUUCCUGCGGUAAGGGGUGGAUAUCCCAAGAGGAUUUCGAUCAACGCCGAUAUAAGUUUUAUAUAUCGUUCGAAAACUCGAUAUGUGAGGAAUAUAUCACUGAAAAGUUUUUUGGAAUACUAAAGCAGGGCAUCCUGCCUAUUGUUUUAGGUGGUGCGAACUACAAAAAACUGGCCCCACCCCACUCUUACAUUGAUAUUAGGGAUUUCACCAGUGUCAAAAACGUGGCUGAUUAUUUGAAUUAUCUAGAAAGAAAUGACACAGCGUUUAAAGAGUAUUUCAAAUGGACCAAAGAAUACGCGAUAACAACGAUUCCAAGAGAAUGCAGUAUCUGCGAGGAGCUAAAUUCUCAGAGACCUCAUCAAGUUUAUACCAACCUGGACGGUUGGUUUGGAAAUGAUAUUUGCCACCCC
This is a messenger RNA of Lottia gigantea (owl limpet), 846 nucleotides long. RefSeq lists its product as hypothetical. The annotation marks the transcript as partial. The transcript has a single exon. Gene Ontology annotation, cellular component: membrane. The record is from RefSeq and is a predicted model, not a curated record. Lineage: Eukaryota; Metazoa; Mollusca; Gastropoda; Lottiidae. Gene Ontology annotation, molecular function: alpha-(1->3)-fucosyltransferase activity.